Molecule: messenger RNA, 1016 nt
Organism: Sarcophilus harrisii (Tasmanian devil)
Lineage: Eukaryota; Metazoa; Chordata; Mammalia; Dasyuromorphia; Dasyuridae
Gene: PWWP2B
Product: PWWP domain containing 2B
Exons: 3
Coding region: 72-1016 (314 amino acids)
Cellular component (GO): nucleoplasm; nucleus
Source: RefSeq, a predicted model, not a curated record
AGGCCGAGCAGGAGGCGGCCCCGGGGCCGGCCCGAGAGACCCAGGCGCCCAGGGCAGCCCGGCCGGCCGGCAUGGAGCCGGGCGCCCCGGAGCUGCGGGUGGGCUGCCGGCUGCCGGUGCGGGUGGAGCAGAUCGUGAACGUGGACACGCUCGUGGUCUCCCUGAGCUGCGGCGAGCGCAGCUUCACGGGCAUUCUGCUGGACUGCACCAAAAAGUCCGGGCUCCUGGGUCUCCCACUGUCCUUGCCGAAGCGAGACGCGCCCCCGUCGGAUAGCUGCUCUCGCCAGGAUCCCCAGGAAGAAAAAGGAGCGGCCCUCCCGCCUCCGCCGCCUCAGGAGAAGCCCCCCGCGGCAGCCGAUGGCCCGGAACCCGCUCCGCCCCCGGUGCCCCCCCUGCCCGCCGGCAGUGCCCCGCCUUUCCCCCCCUAUUUUGAGGGCGCCCCCUUCCCCCACCCCCUGUGGCUCCGGCAGACCUACAGCCAGUGGGUCCCCCAGCCCCCGCCACGGACGAUCAAGCGCACCAAGAGGCGGCUGUCCCGCAACCGCGACCCGGGCCGCCUGAUCAUGAGCACCAUCCGGCUCGCCAAAAGGGCCCACCCUCCCACCUCUUGGCGCGACAGCCUGGACGAGUCCAGCUCGGAUGCCGCCUCCCCCGGCGGCUGCGACUUCCUGCCCGGCGAUGACGCCUCCGUGUCCUCCUCCUCCCGCGAGGAGCGCAAGACGGUGCCGCCGCUGACCGUGCGUCUGCACGCACAGAGCGUGGCCCGCUGCGCCACCGAGGACGGCCGCACCGUGGCCGUGGGCGACAUCGUCUGGGGCAAGAUCCCUGGCUGCCCCUGGUGGCCGGCCCGCGUGCUGGACCUCAGUCUGGGCCAGAAGGAGGACGGGCAGCCCUCCUGGCGCGAGGCACGUGUGGCCUGGUUCGGCUCCCCCACCACCUCCUGCCUCUCUCUCUCCAAACUCUCCCCGUUCUCCGAGUUCUUCAAACUGAGGUUUAACCGCAAGAAGAAGGGGUAG